Cylindrotheca closterium is the source of this 603-nucleotide messenger RNA. NCBI's taxonomy places the organism in Eukaryota, Bacillariophyta, Bacillariophyceae, Bacillariales, Bacillariaceae. The record is from the annotation of a GenBank genome assembly.
AUGUCGACAAAGCUGCAAAAAGAAGAUUUGAAUUGGAAGACGGAACAGGAGAUUGGGAGCCUUGCUUUCAAUGAAAAAAUAUCCAAGCUACUGGAAGACGUAGAGGAGAGAGGUGCAACAUUGUUCUCGUUCUGUCGAGAUCCAGUGCUGCGCUUCUUAAGUUCAUUGGGGCAGCUGCUGUCUAUGCCUCAGCGGCACCGCAAGUUGGCUCCAUGUCACUUGCAUCGAAGAUCUGCUAGAAAACUCGUUUCUUGUGUUUUGGACAAGAUGACCGACGGCGGAGACUAUAGAAACUAUUUGGACCCCCAUUUCAUGCCACAAGUUUAUGAGUUGUAUUCGGCAGUGCAAGGAAAGUCAGAGAUUGGAAUCCAACUUUUUGCCUUGUCCAGUUUGGAUCAAUUGCAGCGAUCUUGUAGUAUCCAUGAAGGCUCCAGCAACCCUUCGCGAUAUAGGGUAGCCCAACAUGUGACUGGGUUUUCAAAGUUGUCGGUUCGCUCCUUGACUCCCCACUUGAUCGAUCGAAUCUGCCAAGUCUACGUGAUGGAUGUCCUCUUUCUUCAAUCAUUGGGCGAACUGGAAAGUACUAUUUGUCGGCGGAGUUAA